Molecule: messenger RNA, 1446 nt
Organism: Pichia membranifaciens NRRL Y-2026
Lineage: Eukaryota; Fungi; Ascomycota; Pichiomycetes; Pichiales; Pichiaceae
Exons: 1
Coding region: 1-1446 (481 amino acids)
Source: RefSeq, a predicted model, not a curated record
AUGUCCGAUUCUGAACUACUCGCAUUGGAUUCUCAAUUCAAUGUCAGACCAGUUGACAUUCAAAAGAGUUACGGUUUCGCUGCUGGUCCAAGACUAUCGUCUUCUUCCCUCUCUAAUUGCGAUAAAGAUUCUCUAGACUCGGGCAGUUUCAAGAAUCUCUCUCCAAACGCAAUCUUGAACGAGUACCCGACAAAGCCAAUCAUUACCAAAAACUCCAUCUGCUUCAACUACAAGCACGCGGACUUGAGAAAUUCGGAUCUGAACGACAAGUUCUACUUGAUAAUGCUGUCCAGCAAGUCCUACUCCUUAUCUUCGUUGGACUACUACAUCAAUAAGAUCUCGUCCAAGGGCGACACGAUCGUGAUAUGCUGUUCUUUAUCUACCUCGAUUUUGGGGAAUGAUAAAAACGAGAUGUUGGAUGAGUUCAUCAACUCGUUUACAAAUUUGAUCUUGUCUCAUUUGGAAAAUAGCUCGAGUUUGGUUCACCCCAUCAACAUCACUCUGGAGUUUUUCAAGUCCGGUGCGUUCUUUGCCGAAGUGUUCAACCUAUAUCAGCCAAGCCUCAUCAUAGUUGGCACCAAUAAUGCAAAGACCAAGUCUACUUCGAUGACCACUGCAAAUAGGAAAUUACUAUCUGUUGUUUACGUGGGUAAUGACCAGAUCCUAAAUCCUCCUGCAUCUGAUUACAGUAAUGGAAACGCCGGCCAAUCAGUGAAGAGCAGUAACGCACAAGUCACUUUCAAAGUUCCUUUCAAGUCGAAGGAUGAGGGAAGUAAUGAUGCUGUCAAACAAAAGCAAACCCCUAAAAUCGUGGUGGACCCUCCCCGCAUUUCUCAUACAGUGAGCCAUUCGUCGAUAGAUUCAAAUUCCUCGGAUUCCAACAAGUUGUCCAAGAUGAAGACAAAUGACACACAAACGUCGUCGUUGUUUGACAACUUGAAUGACACUCCACUCUUAGAUUUGUGCAAGACAAGCAGUAAUUCAACAAGUACUAGUUAUGACUUUCUCAGGACUGAUUCUAAUUCUUGCGAUACGUCAAGAAGAAGAAGUAUGUUGGAUGUGCUAAAUUCAGACACGGUAUUAUCCAAGUCUUCAAGCAACGACGACAGUUAUCAGUGCGCAAUAGAUGAUUCAGAUGAUGCAUCUCCAGAGUGUAACAGGCAAAACCAGCUAGGCAGGCGCACUUCCCGGAGUAGCUCAGGUAGUUUCGAAAAUCCAAAACCUUUGGUCGGCCACGAGAAACAGAAGCAGGAACUUUUUGAAAAGUAUCAGCGGAGAUUAUCUGCUGUGAAGGUGGGCCCUCAGGCUUCUAAAUCCGGUGCCACUCCGACUACGAGUAAUAAUGUUAACCCUAGUGCUACCAACGAUAAAGCCGGCAACAGCAAGAAACCCCCUUCCAAGGGCUCUGAAAGUAAAAGUAUUUUCAAAAAGUGGUUCAAGGGCUAG